CCUAUAUAAAAAAAAGUUAUACACAAACAACAUGGUGGAUCAGCUGUUUUCGUUUUUCUCAAAUCUGAAUUUGUUUUCAUAAAACGAAGCCUUGUUAUGGUCUCAUAGCCAUGUGUGAAUUAAAAUGGGUUCAAUCGCAUCGGUGCUGCAAUGGCAUUGUCAGACGUGCGGCCAGAUCAAUCCUACAGAAAGUGUAAAGUGUUUAAAAUGUGGUACAAAGCGGGUAUCGAGUCAUGACAGUGGAAUAUCUAAAGAAAAUUGUAGAGAUUCGUCGCCGGAAUAUACAUCUCGUACUGGAAAAAGCGAAGGAACUACACCUGGAUCAGAAGCGAUCGUCAUACCAACUGAACAUAGCUUUAACAGCGGAUGGUCGUGCGUGGGCUCGGCACCGGAGGCGUCGCGCGCGUGGCGGUGCGCGUGCGGCCUGCGCAACGUGUCCGCCGCGUGGCGCUGCGCCGCCUGCGACGCGCUCGCGCCACACGCGCCUGUCUACAGGCUCUCUGAUGAUGAGGAUCAAGCUUCAGGGAUGACGGACAAAGAAAAGUCUGCUCAAGACAACACUAUGAUAAGGUCCAACACCCUGGCUGUCCCAUCGUCAUAUAAGCCUACAACGAGCUACUCCGACGGUCGCCGACUGAACCUCGACUUGCAGUCACUCCGCCUGUCCCCCACUCAACUGACGGACCACGCGCACGGCGUCACCAGGUCCCUGUCUCACGGGUCCGUCAUCAACUCACAACAAAAGUGGUGGAAAGUCGACGAGAGUGGCAGAGGGACCAUCAAUAGACCCACGAGUUUGAUGGUCUCCGAAAGAUACGGUCAGUGCAAUCCUAGAGAGUCGUUCCUCAGAAGCCUGCACACGGUGACGCGAAGACCCAAGAAAUGUAAUGAGAGCAAGUCCAAUUGGGAACUCAAUUACGUGAAAGAGUACCAAAGGGAACAGAGUCGGGGACUGCAUUUGAAGAAGUGGUCGUGCAGUAAGUGUACUCUAGAAAAUUCGGGAAUCAGGACGCACUGUGAAGCCUGUCUCUCGCCUAGAGUGUCUCCCUUAGCGCGGAUUCCUAAUGCUAGGGGACUCAGUGUGACGACUCUAGGUAGACACGAGACUGCGGCGGGGAAAGAUGGCGCGACGUCGCUCCCUACGUCGGGAGGCGUCAUGAUCACCGUCCCCGACUGGCCCACGGGGAGCACGACGCUAGGAGCUUCCUUCAGAAGAUCGAUAAGCGCACAAAAUUCACCAGAAAUCCGCCCAACGUACCGACGGUCUUUCUCGGAGCAGACAAACGCGGAAAGACCAGUUGGUAAGGUGAUAUCGAGUCGGAGGAGUCUGAACGACUACCAGAAGUCGUUGGCUAGUUACUGUGGAAGUCUACCGAAGACUGAUAUUCGGAAGGAUCAGAAGAUUGAGGAGAACAGUGCAGAGUUGAUUGAUAAGGAGUGCAGUUGGGAUACGAAUGCUGAAGGGGUGAUAUACGCACUGCCAAACAAGGGGAAGUAUAAGGAUUUGAACCUGCAGUUGCAGGUGAACAAUAACGGGACGCGGUACUCUUAUGUUUCGGUUCAGGACACGAAGACAGUGAUGAGUAACUCUCAGAACGAAGCAUUGUACUCGAAUGAUAUAAAUGACGGUGACUAUGCUCGUAUAGACGAGUUGCUGGGUGCCGAGAACUGCAUAUCUCCUGUGAAUGACGUGGCCUCCAAUAUACGGACGUCGCACAUAGGGCAGAGAGAGCCCAAGGUGUAUAAUAUGCUGCCGUCGGUGGGGAAGGUGUCCCAUAACCCUCGGGAGCCGAACAAAGUGCCUUCGACACAACAACCCAAUCGCGAGAGCCGCAUGUGGCAGUGCAACGAGUGUUGGUUCGCGUACAACGCGUGGUGGGCGCGUUGCUGUGACGUGUGUCGCAGUGGCCGGCCCCCGCACGCACCCGUCACUCUAGCCUCCAGGGAUGUACUUGAUGGGCCGCAUAAUAACUCUCGUGCAACCAAUCAGAGCUCGGAAGCGAGCGGCAGUAGCAAGGUGGAGAUGUCUAGGGAGCCGAAGAAGCUGACAGUGCCUAUAGCCUCGUUGGACCAUGAUUUGAACAGUGACGAGCUGUUGUUCGCUGUCGAUUCGACUCCCGCGCCGCCCCCUCCAGUGGUGACAUGGUCGUGUACGCGAUGUACGCUAGUGAACGAGUCCACGGCCGCCGCCUGCGCAGCCUGCGCGGGCUCUAGGCCGCAGCCACAUAACUUUUGGUCGUGUAGUUCGUGUACCCUGCAGAACCCGUUAUCAGCGAACCUCUGUCUCGCAUGCAAGACGCCGCCCGUGCCCAAACACGGGCUCACAGUACCGACCAAUGACUCCAACCAAGGUGCCUCGGGCCGCAGUCCGUCUCCCCGCCGCGGCCGCAACACUCCAGCGUUGCCUCGUCGCGGCUCCAGACACAAGACACCGCCGCCUGAACCCAAAUAUGUCAACCUCAGAGCGGAGCCGUCGGAGUGGCCGUGCUCGGAGUGCACGUACGUGAACAGCGUGUGCGCGGCGUGCUGCGACAUGUGCCAGGCCCCGCGGGCCAAACUACUGCCGCCCGCAGACCAACGCGCGCUCGACGACGACGACUCGCCGGAAGGUUCAGACGGGGAGAGACAGGAGAGUACUCCAAUGGAAAUACUACGCCUUAGCGAGGAGAGCCACGCGUGGACACAGUGGCAGGAAGUACUGGCGCAAUGUGCCUCGACAGGGGAGCCAUACGUGGACUCGUCGUUCCCAGCGUCGGCCCGGUCCUUGUACUACAGUGGAGGGGCGGAGGCCGGGGCUGCGGCCCGGUGGCUGCGCCCCCAUCAGAUACACGUCGAGGCUGACCACAGGCUGCCCUGGGUCGUGUUUAGAGACCCUAGGCCUUCCGAUAUAUCGCAAGGCGUGCUGGGCAACUGCUGGCUGCUGUCUGCGCUGGCGGUGCUGGCGGAGCGGUCGGGGCUGGUCCGCGGCGUCGUGGUGCGCGGGGAGCCGGCCGUGGGCGCCUACCAGCUGCGGCUCUGCAAGGACGGCCGCUGGCUCACCGUCACCGUCGACGACUUACUGCCCGCCAACAAGAAGGGACAUCUCGUCUACUCACAGGCGAAAAGAAAACAGCUAUGGGUGCCGUUAAUAGAGAAAGCGGUUGCUAAACUACACGGGUGCUAUGAGGCACUGGUGUCGGGGCGAGCUAUUGAAGGUUUAUGCACUUUAACGGGUGCUCCAUGCGAGUCAGUGUCGCUGCAGGCGGGGGGCGCGGGCGGCGCGGGGGGCGGAGCACCCCUGGAACAACUCGACAGGGACCUCGUCUGGGCACAGCUGCUGUCCUCCAGGCAGGCCUGCUUUCUGAUGGGCGCCAGCUGCGGCGGAGGGAAUAUGAAGGUCGACGAAGAAGAAUACCAGCGUCUAGGCCUUCGCCCCCGCCACGCGUACUCCGUCCUGGACGUGGCUGAGUUACCGGACGCGGGCGGCGGGCCCCCCACGCGCCUGCUGCGCCUGCGCAACCCGUGGGGCCACUACACGUGGCGCGGGGCCUGGGCCGCGGGCUGCGCGCGCUGGACCCCGGCCGCCAGGGCCGCACUCACGCAACACCAUCACGACAAGGAUCAAGGAGUCUUCUGGAUCAGCUUCGAUGAUGUGCUCAAGUACUUCGACUGCAUAGACAUUUGUAAAGUCCGCGUAGGAUGGCACGAAGUCCGCCUGGCGGGUAUACUGCCCCCGAUGUCCUCGACCCGGCAUCUAACCUGUCUACUUCUCACUGCCAGUCAACCCACCGAAGUAGACUUCACUCUCUUUCAAGAAGGACAGAGGAAUUCAGAAAAAAGCCAGCGAUCACAGUUGGAUCUAUGUGUCGUUGUGUUUCGAACGAAGUCGGGGCCUAAUGCGCAAGUCGGGAAACUGGUUGCGCAUAGUAAAAGACAAGUCCGAGGGUUCGUGGGCUGCCACAAGAUGUUGGAGAAGGGGUUCUACCUGGUGGUGUGCCUGGCCUUCAACCACUGGCACACGGGGCUGGAGGCGGCGGGGCGCGGCGCCUGGCCCCGCCACGUGCUGGCCGCGCACUCCAGCAAGCCGCUGGCCGUGGCGCGGCCCGCGCUGCACCCGCAUCUACUCGCCGACGCCAUCAUCGGCCUCACGCUGGCGCGCGGCCAGCGGCACGAGGGCCGCCAGGGCAUGACUGCCUACUAUCUUACUAAGGGUUGGGCCGGACUAGUAGUAAUGGUAGAGAACAGACACACAGACAAGUGGAUCCACGUGAAGUGCGACUGCCAGGAGAGUUACAACGUGGUGUCGACCCGGGGCGAACUGAAGACUAUCGACUCCGUACCGCCACUGCAUAGACAAGUAAUAAUAGUGCUAACCCAGCUAGAAGGUAGCGGGGGCUUCAGUAUAGCGCACCGGCUGACGCACCGCCUGGCGGCGGGGGCCCGGCUGCAGGACUGGGCCCCGCACAACGCGCACAGCGACGACGAGCCCCGACACCGGCCCCCGCUCGCGCGCAGACUCUACGGACUUCACGCACCCCGACUUAUCACAUAGACAUUACUAGGAAGCAACAACUUUGUUACAGGUUUCUUCUUUUUUUUUUAAUUGUCUUGUGUUGUGAGGGUUAAGUAGUUUUGGGAUGGUUUUCAAUAGGUCUAUUUCAAUAUAUUUUUAACAUAUUGAAUGCCGUGGUGGUCACCGGUGACCGACGUUAGCGGAGGAUUUGCCUUCAACAGUUUUCUAUUGGCAGUCAAAGACUAAAUGAUAAUUUUGCUAAUAAAUAUUAUCAUUAGAACUUAAAAUGGGAUAUUUACCAUGUUUAUUAUGAAAACUUAAUAAACAUGGUAAAUAAAUAUCCCGUUUUAAGUUCUAAUGAUAUUACUAGUGACUAUAUCAGUUUAAAAGCUAUAAAUAUUGUAUGUAAUGUCAUAUUUUGAGAUGUAUCAAAUCAUCUUUGCUUGUCUGUUAAUUCAUGUAAUAGCUAACUUCAAAAAUUUCUCAUUCAUUUAUUAAAAUUGUAUUAUUGUAUGUAUUGAAAAGUCGAAUUAAUUUAUUUUUGACUGAGAAAACAUCCGAAGUCACCCAAUAGAGUGUUUGCUAGUCAAUUCAAGUUAAUGGAUCAACUUAUGACAGCUUUAGUGAUUGGACGGGGACCUCAAGCUUCUCAUUAGUACCAUCUACUGAACAUACCAACCCUCAUUCUUAUUUUAACCAACACUUGGUAUGUUUGCACAAACAUUGGUGUAAAUAGAACUGUUAUACUAAAUUAAACCUUGCGGGUGUUAGGUAUAAGGUUCACAUUACAUUAAUGCCAUCAAUGUUUAUGCAAAUUAGCAAAGGUUGGUAGUCGUAUUAUUUGGAAAAUCAAUUUUUUGGUACAAUUUUCUUGUAUUCUUUUUUCAUAUAGGUUGUUAUAAUUCUAAGUUUAAACGUUUUAAAUGACAAAAGUAUGAAAAGAUUUGAUGCAGUGAGACGGUUACGAUGUUGAAGCACAAUUAUAAUCCUUAUACUGUUAGACGUAAGGUUCAAACUGAAUUAACGUUGUUGACAAUGUUGAAUAUUGGAACAUUUGUCUGUACCACAUGUAAUGAGUUUGGUGGGUGACACUACUUUUAUUAAAUAUCAUUAACAUGUAGAUUUAUUUAGUAGAUAUUCGGUAUAAAAAAUCUUUAUGGAACAGUGAGUAAAGUGCCCUAAGAAAAGGAGGAUACUCCGACCUGACGAGGUGGCCGCGCCUGGCGGGAUUUCUGCCCAACUGUCGUAUGUUGUAUUUAAAUUAUGUUUUGUAACAAAAUAAUUUGAUAUUAAAAUCAACGACGUUUUCCGUUUAAAGAAAAGAAAAAGAAAAAAUAAAAAGAUUUUAAUGUCGUAGGUACACCCGCCUUUGGGUUUUUUUACGAUGUUGAAAAUCAUCCAAUGUCUUCUCCCGCCUUGGGCGAGAUGAGAGGGAGUGUCAGACUCUUACUGACUAAAAACCACUACUCCUGCUUUUCGAGGCAGAGCCCUUGUAGCCCGCUAGGCAGUCAGCAGCUCCAGAUCAGCCCUAGUGGGCCGCAUCUAAUUGUUGUCUGAUGGCCCGUCGAGGCGCGUGCAGAGCGUCUAGUUCUGGUCGGGCGGCGAGCUACCUUUACUCGCCAUCCGCACACCAGCACUUACGGUGGCCAGACACCGUCGCUCCAUCCCCGACGCUCGCAGUGUCACCCCCUUUGGUUUUUUUUUUUGAGGGGGAAAAUCAUCCAAUGACUUCUCCCACCUUGGGCGAGGCGAGAGGGGGUGUCAGACUCUUACUGACUAAAAACCACCCCGUUCCUUCUCCUGCUUUUCGAGACGGAGCCCCGGUAAACCCGCUAGGUAGUCCGCAGCUCCGGAUCAGGCAUCAGCCCUACUUGGGGCCCACCCCCUUUGGGUUAGGCUUAUAAAAUAUGAAAGUAGUUUUUUUAUCAUUACAUGUGGUACAUUAAAACGUUCACAGGUAACGCAUAGGUUAGUUACUAGGCCUGUAACGCUAAACACGUAAACAUAGAUUAAUAUUUUUUCUACUACACUUAAUGUACUCAUAGAUUACACUUCCGGCCGAGAAUAAGUACUCAUUAUUUUUUAUUCAGCCGGUAUAUUUCGCGUGGUACGGCGCACCGAUAAUUUUGACUUACAAUGUAAUGGUGAAAAAUGUUAAUUUCGCAAAAAUAAAAAAAUAAUCCGAUGAUUUUUUUUCGGUAUUUUUGUAAUAACUAUCGUGAGACAUACUAAAUUAAUUAAAAAUCAUGGUGGUAAAUUAAUGGAGAAAAGUUCUGCUAGUUACUCAUAAUGAAGAGUCCACCUGUGACUCGAAACUAGUAGCUUUUCUGGUAAAUUUUUUCAGUGUUCAUGGAUAUUUUUUUUGCGAAAUUAACAUUUUUAACCGACUUGACAGUUAGGGGAUAUCACGUAGUUGUAAGGCGUUAUCAUUAUUGUAUAGAUUCUUGUAAUAUAUAACCGAUGAACUUUUUUCUAAAUUAGACCCCUUGUACGGACCAGCACAUCAAGCUACACCUUCAAUAGAUUCUCGAUCUUAUAACAAGGGUAUAAGGUCGAUAAUCUAUUUGGCAAGAUUGGUGUAUUUUGAUAUGCCUGUGUCUAUGUAGUUCUUGUAUAUAAGUAGCGUGACGUCACAUUUUCUCGAAUGCGAAUCUCACAGCCCAUAGAUAUUGCGAUUUGCGACUGAUUUUAGAUUUGUACUACGUUUUACUUUUAAUAAUGGUUCAUAUUUUUUUAAAUAUAAUAGUGAUUCAACUCUUUGAUAUGAAGUGUGUUAAUACAGUGCAUUAUAAUUUAGAUCAUAGCUGUGUUAUUCAUGAAAUAAUUAUAAACCUUUAUAGCAGUGUCUAGUCUUUUUGAUGAAGAUCUGAUUAUGAGUUCUUGAUUGGAACUUUGGAUCUAGACAAGUAAUGAAUUAGCAGUAAAUCACAGCGUGCCUCAUUUUUGGCGAUAAACCUUGGUAAUAACUAUAGUGAGAAAUAACUAAAAAUCACGGUACUCACGUAUAUUAAUGGACAAAGGCUCUACUAGUUUUGAGUCACUAUGACGUCAUGAUAAUUAAGAGUCCCUCUGUGACUCGAAACUAGUGGAGCUUCUCUCUAUUAAUUUACGUGAGUAAACCGUGAUUUUUAGUUAAUAAAUCUUGGUUCUUAAAGCUAAAGUGCUUCUAUACGGACAAUAUUUUUCUGCAAUAACAUUAAUAAGCAGAUCAAGGCACUUUUCAAAGGUCAACAUAGACACCCGAAACACGAGAGGCGUUACAAGAGCGUUGCCGACAUUUUGGGGGUUAAGAAUUUGAAAGGUUGUUGGGGAAUCGGGGAUUGGGAAGAUUUGGGAGGGGGCAAUUGGGCCUCCGAUAACAAUACGAACGUUGUUUUACGUCGGUUUUCUGUGAGGCCGUCGAACCGGCCCAUUAGUGCCAAAGCAUGGCUCUUGCAUACUUACAGCAGUGUUGCAAAAAAUAUGGACUGUUUAGAAGAACCUUUAGAAAUAUAAUAAAAUCAAUUCAUAAAACGUUCUCUAGUUGCAAUAGGUUUAUGAUUUCUUUAUGACGACUACAGUUCGGCCAUAAAUUACGUGUGGUGUUUUUUUAAUCUAUCCCCCUCUCACCCCUCGUCCAUCCUUCAAUCUCACGUAAUUUAUGGACGUCCCCCUUACUAUUUGACGGUUAUAAGUUAUACUUGAAGGCUUGUAUAUUUAACGUAGAAAAACUUUAGUGGAUGCAUAUGAAAUUUGUCUUUAUUAGAUUUAUUAAUUUAAUUAGAUUGUAAUUAACUAAAUUACGUUUAAUUUUGCUGUGGGACGAACGAUUGCAUUCCAUCGCAGUGAUUUUUUAAAUUAAAUUUGUUUUUUUUUUUUGUUAUAGGGGAUCGCACUUAGUAAAUUAUACAAUGUCGAAAAUGUUUAUGCUUCGAUUUUCUUUAAUAUUUCUAAGCAUAUUGGUAUUUGUUUUGUGGUCAAUUGUCAUGAAGUAAAUUAAUCAACAGCAAAUGUAAUAUUGGUUUCACCAAUCCUUUACUUUAGCGGAAAAUUUUUGAAAAGUAAAAAUUAAUGACCCAUUGAAGGUAAGAAAUGUUCUAGAGUGCUAUCCCCUAAAUAUAUCGUAUUCAAAAGUUAUAAGACAAACAUUUGACAAAUAUUUUUCACGGCAAACAUUGGAUCAAAUCCACACGUUUUUGUUUCGUACACUGUGUGUCAGAAAAAAGGUAACUUUCGCUAAGCGUCCCUUACUGUGUAAAGUAGAAAAGAAAUGCAAUUUUUUACUUAUAAAAAACAUGAAGAAAAUCGUGUACAUAUAUAUUAUAAGUUAUAAUAUAAUAUAUAAAUCGCUUAACUGAAUAGUUGUAGGUUUAAUCAUAUUAAUAUCUUAAAAAAUGUGCUAUUUUUUGCACUGAAAUGUAAUAAAAGACAUUUUAGUUUUUUUUUUUAUUUAUAAAUGCACUUAAUUCCAUGUAAUACUCAUUUUUUUUAAUUAUUGUUGAUAUUUUUAUUAUUUUUUUAAUGUAAACACUCGUUGGUUGAGUCGCCUGCAGCUGUGGAGUCGGGGAAAAUAGUAUUAUUGAGAUUUUUCUCAGUAGUAUGGAGUUUGAAAUUAUGUUACUCCAUUUGUAACAUAACUGGCGAAGUAUAUACUUUAAGUAUAUUACAAUUCUCUCUGUUAUGUUAUGUUAUUUAGAAUUUAAAUAACUAGUGAUGCUGUAUCUUGCCAUUACUUUGCUUUACAAUGAUAUUUUUUAAGUUUAUUUUUUAAUAGGAAAUAUAAUUAUGUAUUAUUUUUAAUUAACUUUUGUUUAAAGGCCCGGUUCAGUGCUGCUGAUUAGGUUACAAUUAGUUAUCAUUCACACAGAAAUGGUUUAAUGCCUUUCAUCUAUACUAAUAUCGAUUUAUUAUACUAUAUGUCGUGGUGGCCUGGUAGUUUUAGACACCCGCUUCUUAGCAUGAGGUUGCGGGUUCUAUACCUACCAACGGUAAGUACCAAUGUGACUUUAUCCGAGUUAUAUGUACUUUCUAACAUUAUUUAGACACCACUGACAAACGGUGAAGGAAAACAUCGUGAGGAAACCUAGGCUUAUAAUUUCUAAUAAUGAGUUUGAAAUCGCCAAACCGCAUUGAGUAAGCGCGGUGAUUAAUGCUCAAACCUUCUCCUAGUGAGUAGAGGCCUUUGGUCAGCAGUGGCCACUUAUAGGCUGAUGAUGUGAUGUGAAAUUAAUAAGAACUUAAUCAUUAGUACAGGAACUGGGUAUUAAGUGGCCUAUAAUACAAUGUCGUGCAAUAAAAAUGAUACAAACGUGGACUCACCGGUAUUUUAAACAUAGUGACGAUAUUUUUACACUUUGUGGCACAAAUAAAUGCACAUACAUACCCGUGGGUGCUGUUUGUAGUUAGUAGUUGACUAAAUAAUCGGUAAAUUCGGUUUUUUUUCAAUAUUUGAAGCUUACCUCUAGUGCCAUUAUCAUUUGUCUAGUUUUUUGAUAAUUGGGUCCGAUUUGAUAUUAUAAAGUAUUCCUAACACCACAUAUUUUAAAAUAAUAAUUAUAUUCAUUAUUUUUUUGUCUGUUCGCGUGAAACUCUAAAACUACUGAACAGAUUUUCAUGUAAUUUUCAUAACUCAGUAGUAUGAUUGUUUAGAAAGGUCUUAUUGUUUAAUUUUAUUUUUUAAUACGUGAAGUUUAUGUGUCACGUGGGAAAUCGAUAAAUUAUUGAUAAAUACAUACAAAAUAAUAAGUCAAAACAUAUACAAUUUUAAGGCGGCAAUAUUAGUAUAAGAUGCUAAUUAUAACAAUCAACUUCUAACUAAAAACAAUCACGCUAUUAUAUAAAGUAGUAUAAGUAGUUAGGUUACGGAUUGCAUAGUGUUUUGAUAAAUAUUAAUAAUUAUUAAUAAUACCGUGCGUCACAGUUUCUAUAGAUUCACGGCUGUAUAUUUUUACACUUGUGCAUCGUAAAUAAUAAUACAUAAUAAUUGUAAUAAUACAUAUUUAUAUGACAAACACUAGCAACGCCAUCUAGCGGUGUGAUGUGGCAACUUUGUGGAGAUCAAAGCAAAUUGUAUUAUACUGUAUGGUUAUAAAGUUCAAUUUUGCAAUACGCAGAUACAGACUACUUGCUUUUCCGUGGUGUUCGAAUCAUUAUUGAUUGUUAAGUAAAAAUGUGUUCUAUAAACACGAAGUUAAAGAUCAUAAUUCAAUACAUGGACAUAUUUAAAUUAGCUUCACGUUCUUUGCUAUUAAAAUUUCAACUUUAAGACCCUAAAGUUAAAGUACAAUUUGCCUUGAAUAUGUGACAUCAUAUCGUUAUAUGCGUUGUAACAAAAGCUCAUAAUAUAACUGAUAGUUGUAAAGUUAAUCAUCUUCCAUAGGUUUCGUAUAACAAUUUUGUAUAACAAUUUAAAGGAAAUUUUUAGUUUUUGUUUAAUAAUCUUUGUAUAUUAGUGCCAUAAUCGUAUUACAAGGGACAUUUUUAUUCAUAUAUAUUAAAAUAUAGUAUGUUUUUGGUAAAUAAUGCCGUUUUUGAAGUAAAGAUAGAUGAUGUAUCUACUUCAGGGUGCUUUUCCACCAAAGAUGUGCUAUGCUACAUUGCUGUGGAUGCGUUUGGCUUCCACCAAUCAUAUUCAUUGGUACACAUAGCACUAGUAGAAACGGACUAAGUUCAGCUAUGUUUUUUAUAUGGAAAGAUGCGUGCUAUGGAUGGCUUUCCUACUAUCGAAACAUCGCAUACUCAAGCUGCGCAUCUCACAAAACUACAUAGUUUAGUAUCAGUGGAAACAGUCACCUAGUUUCACAGCUUAGCUAUUAUAUCUUCAUAGCAUAGCUAUGUAGCACAUCUCUGCUGGAAAAAACACCCUUAUGCAGUGAUAAAAAAAAUACACAAUCUAAAAUAAUACAUAUUUUAUAGUAGUUCUUUAAAAUAAAAAAAAUACACCAGUAAAACGGUGUUUAAAUCAACUUUGCAAUCGAGCUAAUGACUAACAAUCCUAUUAAUUUUGUUUAAAAAUUAAUUAUUUACUACAAGUAAUUGAAAUGAUAUGUAUAUGAAUAAAAAUGUCUCCAAACCUAAAACAAGUGAGAAAAUUAGACUUAAUUUUUGUCUUAAUUACCGAACAGAAGUAAAGACAGUGUCCUUAGUACGAGUUUUCUAUACGUUUAAAGUAAUCGAAACGAGACCGGCGCGAAUUAAUCGACCAAUCAGAGGCCUUAGUAUGAGUUCGUUUUACGUUUUACGCUCUGAUUGGUUGGUUCAUUCACACCGGCCAAUCAGCGCCGCACGCACUCUCGUUUCAGUUACUUUAUAUGUAAACUCGUACUGAGGUUACAGAUUUGUAAACGUGUGCUAUUUAUUUAUAUUAUAUUUUUCUCUUUGUAAAAUACAAACACAAAGAUUUUGUUACACCAUUUACAACGGCUGAACAGAUUUACAUGAAAUUGGAAUAACUGAAUGAAAUUGGACAAGUUCUCGAGAUUAAUGCAUGAUGUAAGUAUAAUUUGUCCGUACGUUUUGUAUUUUUGUUACAUCAUGAAUGUUUUGGGUAUGAUUCUCGUUUCUAACAAUGUUAGGUACUGUCUCGAAAUAUGCUAGACUAGUUGUUCCCCGCGUAUAAAAAUGACUUCGGGCAGAAUUUGGGUUUUUGAAUUAAUGUCCGUCUGGUAGAUUAUUUUAAAGCAUACACACGUUUUGUUUUCUUAUACGAAAAAAAAAAUACGUGUCUAAUAUUUUUUCAUUACCUGACGGACUAAACAGAUUUUUUUAAUGUUCAUACCCCAUCAUCAUCCCUAUGUUAUUUACUGUCUCGAAAUUCACAAUAGUAUUAUGUAAUCGGGAAUCGUACCCAUUAUCUCUUACUCUCACCUUAUUACCAAAAAUCAUUAUGACAUUUUAAGCUGGAAAUCUCGACAGAAAACGGUCACUAAGUAAGACAUUUCUUUAAUGGAUUUUUUACUUUAACAUAAAAAGGAUUAGGUUCAAAAUAUAUUAAAGAAAUUCACAUACUACCGACCUUUUUUUAACCCGUCGAUUUUCAACUUUAUUCAGAGAAGGAUAAGGUUGAAAAUGUAUUAAAGAUUCACGAUUCUUACCCCCCUUUUAAUAUUAUGUUUAAUUCUCAAGGUGUGACGAUCAGAUUACAGUUGUAUGUAAGAUUUUGAUAAAACAAUUUUUAUUUGUAACUAUACUUGUUUUUAUUAGCAUAAAGACGCUUAUUUUUCAUAUUAGACUUAUGUGGAUGCAUGUUACAACUAUUUAUAAUAAGGUUAAGUAAAUAAAAUUAUUUAAAUUUGA
Spodoptera frugiperda (fall armyworm) is the source of this 12766-nucleotide messenger RNA. It is a transcript of the gene sol, whose product is annotated as calpain-D. The transcript has 21 exons. Gene Ontology annotation, molecular function: calcium-dependent cysteine-type endopeptidase activity. Bases 125 to 4531 code for a protein of 1468 amino acids. Gene Ontology annotation, biological process: proteolysis. The record is from RefSeq and is a predicted model, not a curated record. Gene Ontology annotation, cellular component: cytoplasm. Lineage: Eukaryota; Metazoa; Arthropoda; Insecta; Lepidoptera; Noctuidae.